Rotaria socialis is the source of this 1131-nucleotide messenger RNA. NCBI's taxonomy places the organism in Eukaryota, Metazoa, Rotifera, Eurotatoria, Philodinida, Philodinidae. The record is from the annotation of a GenBank genome assembly.
AUGAAAUUAAUUAAGUAUUUUAUAUUUGCAUCCUGCCGUCGGUUACUGCUUAGAAUACGACGUUGGUAUUCUAUUCGUCGUCUUGUUACUACGAGUAUUGCUGUAUUCAUUUUUUCAACAUUUCUUCUUCUAUUUUACUAUUCUAUAUUAGUCAUUCUUUUAAAUUUUUGUUGUUCUUCUUCGGCAAACAUUAUUAUCUCGUUGACAAGUACUCCAAAACGGUUCCCCUGCGAGUUACCAUUUACUAUUCAUUCUCUAUUGACUCAAACGAAAUUGCCGAAACAAAUUCGACUUUAUUUAUCUCCUACAUCUUCUUUCGUCAAUCAAACCAAUCUAACAUUGAGUCGUUUAAAGCUGCACAUAAAAAAAGUCGAUCCAUCGAUAGUUAUCGCUAAACUCUUUGAUAAAUUAGUACGAAUCCAGCUCGAAAACGAAGAUUAUGGACCAGCAACAAAAUUUUUACCUAUUCUAAAAGAAUUUCAUCUGUUGCCAACAAAUGAGCUGAAAUCACAGGCAAUUAUGAUUUGCGACGAUGAUCACUAUUAUCAUCCUCAUACGAUCGAUGUUUUACUUAAAUAUUCGAAUAAAUACAAGAAUAGUAUUGUUGGACUAAGAGGAUGGCGAAUUCGUGAAGAUCUUACUUGGGGUGUAUCCGGCGCAGAAGAAUUAUCUUAUCAUGUAGUCGAAGCAUUCCGGCUAUCGGAAAUCUAUCGUGUUGGUGUUAUUACUGCAAAUAGUGCCUAUGUAAUCCGUCCGUCAUUCUUUGAUUCUCAUAUUUAUGUUGAUUUCAACGGCGCUCCGAACGACAUACGUCGUGUUGAUGAUAUUUGGUUGAAUGGUCAUGCAUCAGAAAGAAAUAUAGCUCGUUUAGUAGUGCCAUCAUGUUGUUCUAGUAUUGGUGUAACUCGAACGCAUGAACUAGAAAAUUAUUUAAUUUCACAUCACAUGACACGAUCAGCAGCGAACGAUCACGCAUUAAAAUGGUUUAAUCGAACAUGGGAAAAAGAUCUAUGGUACAAAUUUAAAGGAGAAAAUCGACCGCAGUAUCGCAGCUGGUGGACGAAAGUCUAUCGAGAAUGGAUUAAUAUUAUUUUACGAUUGAAAUUUAUUAUUUAUGUUGGUUUUAGCUAA